This is a messenger RNA of Leptopilina boulardi, 2865 nucleotides long. Its product is annotated as putative ankyrin repeat protein RF_0381. The transcript has 2 exons. Gene Ontology annotation, biological process: protein localization to ciliary inversin compartment. NCBI's taxonomy places the organism in Eukaryota, Metazoa, Arthropoda, Insecta, Hymenoptera, Figitidae. Gene Ontology annotation, molecular function: protein binding. Gene Ontology annotation, cellular component: ciliary inversin compartment. The coding region runs from base 347 to 2086 and encodes 579 amino acids. The record is from RefSeq and is a predicted model, not a curated record.
UUGUGGACAUAGCUUUACUGUUGCGUCUCUAGCGUGAUAUACGAAAUUUAUCCGUAUAAUGUAAGGAAUUAUAAAUUGCGUCUCUAUUCUACAUUAUAUUCUAUUCUAUGGUUAUAAAAAAAAGCGGGAACCCGGCAACAAAAUGUGCACAGUGCCAUUACAGAAGAGGAAGAGGAAGGUUAACCAGUGAAUUGUUAAUAGUGUGAUAAAAAAAUUUUCUAUAUUUUUUUUAUAGAAAAAAAAAAUACUUCAGAAGGAUAUUAUCAAAAGUCACAAUAUUUUGACUGUGAGACAUCUGCAUAAAAUUAUUUUAGCUCGCCAUCAGCGAAAUCAAAUAGCAAUUAAUAUGAAGAAAUACCGAAAUAUUGGAAAAAUAAUUUAUAUUGUACGUGUGAAAACGCAAGAAGAUGAAAUUAUUGAAAUAAUUAAAAACUAUCUGAGUGAUGGGGGCAAUAUUAAUAAAAUAGAUAAAAAUGGUAAAACAUUAUUAUUAAUUGCAACUGAAUUGGAAAAAUUUAAGAUAGUUAAAUUUUUAAUCGAAAACAAUGCUGAUAUUAAUUUAAAAGACAAAAAUGGUAAAUCAUUUUUGCAUAUUGCCGCUGAAAUGAAUAAUUUUGAAAUAAUAAAAUAUUAUAUAAAAAAUGUUGAUAUUGAAUCUAAAGACAAAUUUGGUAGAACAAUUUUACGUAUUGCCGUUGAAAAAAAUAAUUUUAAAAUGGUAAAAUUUCUAAUAGAAAACCAUGCUGAUGUUAAUUCUAAGGACAAAAAUAAUAUUUCCAUAUUAAACAUUGCAGUUGAUUGUGGUAAUAUUGAAAUGGUAAAAUUUUUGAUAGAAAAAAAUGCCGAUAUUAAUGCUAAUAAUAAUAGCAUAUCAGUAUUAAAAAUGGCAGUUGAAGAUGAUAAUUUUGAAAUUUUGGAAAUUUUAGUAAAGAACAAUGCUGAUGUUGAUUCAUUUGACGAAAAUGGUAGAACAGUUUUAUUCACUGCUGUUGAAUCAGAUAAUUUUAAAAUCCUUACAUUUUUGUUAGCAAAAGCAGAUAUUAAUAUUAGGGACAAAAAUGGCAAAUCGGUAUUACACAUUGCGAUAGAAUUUAAUAAUACAGAAAUGGUGAAAUUUUUAAUAGAAAAAAUUAUUGAUUUUAACCUUUUUGAAUAUGGUGAAUCAAUUUUGCAAAUUGCGAAAGAAAAUGAUAAUUUUGAAAUUUUAAAAUGUUUAAUUGAAAAAAGUCCAAAUGUUGAUAUUAGAGACAAAGAUGGCAAAUCAUUAUUGCAUAUUGCAGUUGAAUUUAAUAAUUUGAAAAUGGUUAAAUUAUUGAUAGAGAAAAAUGUAAAUAUUAACGCACAAGAUGAUUUUGGUAGAUCAGCAUUGUAUUUUGCAGCAAAAUCUAAAAAUCAAGAGAUGGUAAAAUAUUUGGUUGAGAAAAAUGCAGAUGUCAAUAUUAAAGACAAAAAUGAAGAAACAAUUUUGCACAUUGCUGUUAAAUUGCGUAAAAUUUUAAUUGUAAAAUUUUUAAUAGAAAAUGGUGCAAAUAUUAAUGCUCAAGACAAAUUUGGAAGACCAAUAUUAUACAUUGCUAUCGAAAUUAAUAAUUUUCGAAUGGUGAAAUAUUUUUUAUUGAACAAUGCAGAUUUAAAUUUUAAAGACAUAAAUGGCAAUUCAGCAUUGCAGUGUGCUUUUGAAUUUGGUAAUAGUGAGAUAAUAAAACUUUUAAUAGAAAAUAAUGCGAAUGUUAAUGCAAAGGAUAAAUAUAAUAGAUCGAUUUUGCAUAAAGCGGUGAAAUUUAAUAAUUUUGAAAUUGUACAAAUUUUAAUUGAUAAAAAAGCAGAUGUUAAUGCUCAAGAUGAUUGGGGUAGAUCGGUUUUGUAUUUUGCAAUUGUAUUUGGUAAUUUUGAGAUAGUGCAAUGUUUAGUAAAGCAUAAAGCAAAUAUUCUUGCUGAAGAUAAAUGUGGUGUUACAGCAUUCUCACUUGCCCUUGGUUUUAAUAAUACAGAGAUGAUAAAAAUUUUGACAAAAAAUAACAUUCGAAAGACAUCGAAUACUGGUAGAAAAUUAGCAUUAAAAAUAAAAAAAUGGCUGUUUAGUUAAAUAUAUUAUGACAAAAAAAAAGUAAUUUAAAAUGUCGCUGAAGUUACCAUUCGACGAAAAUUUUAAAAAAUUUUCAGACUUCGGAUUAUUCGAAUAUUUGCAGUUUUUUUUUUUUUCAAGAAAAUUUCAAUUUUUGUCUGAAAUUUAUAAUAAAUAUUUCUUCUAAUAAAUUUUUCAAAUAUUUAAUUUAUUUAAAAAAAAUAUAUAUUUAAAUCUUAUUUAAAGUCACCUGAGAAGCAGUAAAAGAAAAUUUUGUUUUAAUUAAAAUUCUGCUGAUUCGAAAAUCAGUCUAAAAAAAUUGGAUGAACAUAUAUGUUUUAUAUAUGUAAGUUGUGCUAUACUAAGACUAAAUUAUUUUCAAUUUAAAUCAGACAAAAAGUCUGAUUGACUAGAUUAUCUGACUCAAAAACAAGUAGAUCUUUUAUAACGAAAAUUUUGCAUCUCGCUUGUGAGAAGCCCUCUAUUGGGCCUUUUCUAAACAACACCUAAAUAUUUAGAGAUAAUUAAAAAUUUUUUUAAAUUAAAUAAUUGAAAAUAAAUUUAUUAAUUUGAUUAAAAAUAUUUUAAGAUAAUUUCAAGUAUUUUCAAAACACCAUAAAAUUUCCGUUUUUUUUCUACUAAUUUUCCUUUUUUCUGCGUCAAAAAUAUUCUAUUUUUUUGCGUAUUGACUAUUUAAAGUAGGAAACCCUAAUGUAAAGUAGGCAAUGCGCCUUUAAUUACAUUAUGUAAAAUAAAUAAAUAAAUAAAUAUUUAAAGUAGGAAAAUUAAAAUUAAAGGUA